Manis pentadactyla (Chinese pangolin) is the source of this 4546-nucleotide messenger RNA. RefSeq lists its product as uncharacterized. Lineage: Eukaryota; Metazoa; Chordata; Mammalia; Pholidota; Manidae. The record is from RefSeq and is a predicted model, not a curated record. Gene Ontology annotation, molecular function: nucleic acid binding; RNA-DNA hybrid ribonuclease activity; zinc ion binding. Gene Ontology annotation, biological process: virion assembly; proteolysis.
AUGGCAGACUUUCUCUCCGGCUUCUCCAGCCCCGGCUCCUCCAGCCCCGGCUCCCCCAGCCCCAGCGCCCUCAGCCCCGGCGCCUCCAGCCCAGGUGCCCCCAGCCCCAGCGCCCCCACUGCCCCUAGCUUCAGGCACCGGGACCGGCCCAGGGAACUCGACGCCGCCGAGGGGCCGCAAUGGACGCACCGGCAGAAACUAACUGGACUGAUAGAGUCCCUAAUGUUUUCUCACCAGCCCACUUGGGAUGACUGCCAGCAGCUUUUACAGGUGCUCUUCACCACGGAAGAAAGAGAAAGGAUCCUCCUGGAAGCACGAAAGAACGUGCCUGGAGCUGAUGGACGACCAUCACAACUCCCUCAUGAUAUAGAAAGGGGGUUCCCACUGACCAGACCCAACUGGGACUUUAAUUCUCCAGAAGGUAGGGAGCGACUAACCAUCUAUCGCCAGGCUCUAGUGGUGGGUUUCCGCGGGGCCACGAGGCGCCCCACCAAUUUGGCCAAGGUAAGAGAGGUCAGUCAGGAGCCUGAGGCGCCUGCAGUGUUCUUAGAACACCUGAUGGAAGCCUUCAGGCGGUAUACUCCCUUUGACCCCACUUCCGAGGAGCACAGUGCCUCAGUGGCUCUUGCUUUUAUUGGGCAAUCAGCACCCGAUAUUAGAAAGUAGCUUCAGAGAUUGGAAGGCUUACAAGAUUUGUCGCUGAGAGAUUUAGUGAAAGAAGCUGAGAAAGUUUAUCAUAAGAGAGAGACUGAGGAAGAAAAGGAAUUGAGGAAGGAGAAGGAAAGAGAAAGUAAAGAGGAAAAAAGGGAUAGGAAACAUGAGAAAAAUUUAACAAGGAUCUUGGCCGCAGUGGUAGAAGGCAAGGGACACCCGCCCUCUAGCGGCAGAACUAGUAAGGCAGGGCACCUGGGCAACCGGCCUCCUUUGGAUAAAGAUCAAUGUGCAUAUUGCAAGGAAAAAGGGCACUGGGUAAAAGAAUGCCCUAAAAAGCCACUAAAAAAGCCUCCGAAGAAGGUGUUGUCCCUGCUGGAAGACGAGGAUUAGGGAAGACGGGACUCGGAGCCCCUCCCCGAGCCCAGGGUAACUCUGAAAGUGGAGGGGCAACCCGUUGAAUUCCUGGUAGACACCAGUGCUCAACAUUCUGUAUUGACUCAGGCAAAGGGCCCCCUCUCUGAUAAAAAAUCUUGGGUGAUCGGGGCUACGGGCCAGAAACAAUAUGUGUGGACUACCCGGAGAACAGUGGAUUUAGGAGUAGGACAAGUAAACCACUCGUUCCUUGUCAUACCGGAAUGCCCCACACCCCUGUUAGGAAGAGACAUCUUAACCAAAGUGGGGGCCCAAAUAUCCUUUCAAGCCGGGGAACCUCUGGUGACCAAUCAAGAGAAUAAACCUUUGAGCUUAAGCAUCCUGACUAUAAGAUUAGAAGAUGAAUACCGUCUUUUUAAGGAGCCGGAGCCCUCCAAAAUAAGUCAGGAGUGGUUUGACCGGUUCCCAGGAGCCUGGGCGGAAACGGCCGGCAUGGGGCUCGCCAAGAACCAGCCCCCUGUAGUCAUAGAACUAAAAGCUUCAGCCUUACCAGUAACUGUGAGACAAUAUCCAAUGAGUAAAGAAGCCAGGGACGGAAUUAGGCCGCAUAUCCAGAAGCUUAUGGAACAGGGGAUAUUAGUAAAAUGUCGAUCCCCAUGGAACACCCCCUUGCUGCCUGUAGAAAAGGCAGGAACGGGAGACUACCGACCAGUACAAGAUUUAAGAGAAGUUAAUAAAAGGACACAGGACAUUCACCCCACUGUGCCAAAUCCUUAUAACCUACUAAGCUCCCUGGCCCCGGAAAACACCUGGUAUUCAGUUUUAGAUUUAAAAGAUGCUUUCUUUUGUCUGCGCUUGCACCAGAGCAGCCAACCGCUGUUUGCUUUUGAAUGGAAAUAUCCCUCCACAGGAACUACUGGACAACUGACCUGGACUCGUUUGCCACAAGGAUUUAAGAACUCACCCACCCUCUUCGACGAGGCUCUACAUCAAGACUUGGCUUUCUACCGAGCUUCUAACCCACAGGUAACUUUGUUACAAUAUGUUGAUGACUUAUUGAUAGCAACCCCUACUCGGAGAACCUGCCAAAAGGCCACUGGAGCCCUUUUGGCUGAGCUUGCCAAAUUGGGGUACAGGGUAUCUGCUAAGAAGGCACAGAUCUGCCAACAACAAGUGACUUAUUUGGGAUACUCCCUGAGAAAUGGGAAAAGGUGGCUUACUGAAGCCCGAAAGCAGACUGUGACGCAGAUUCCGGUUCCCACUACUGCACACCAGGUUUGUGAGUUUCUGGGGACAGCAGGGUUUUGUAGACUAUGGAUACCCGGAUAUGCUUCUUUGGCAGCCCCUCUGUAUCCCCUCACUAAAGGAGCAGCCCCGUUUAUUUGGGGAUCUGAACAACAACAGGCCUUUGAUGAUAUCAAAAAGGCCCUCCUCUCGGCACCCGCUCUGGCAUUGCCAGACAUAACUAAGCCAUUUAUCCUUUUUGUGGAUGAACGGAACGGAGUAGCUCGAGGAGUAUUGACCCAACAAUGGGGACCUUGGAAGAGACCUGUCGCCUAUUUGUCUAAAAAAUUAGACCCCGUGAGUAGUGGAUGGCCCACUUGUUUGAGAGUAGUGGCAGCUGUGGCCCUCUUGGUUAAAGAUUCUGACAAGCUAACGCUGGGACAGAAACUCACUGUGGUUGCUCCUCAUGCGCUGGAAAGCGUAAUUCGACAACCACCUGAAAGAUGGAUGUCGAAUGCCAGAAUGACUCACUAUCAAACCUUACUCCUGAAUCGUGAUCGUGUGGAAUUUGCCCCGCCUGCCAUCCUAAACCCGGCUACUCUGCUCCCCGAUGUGGGAAAAGAAGUGCUUCAUACCUGCCAGGAAAUCCUGGCUGAGGAGACGGGGACCCGUCAGGACUUACGAGAUCAGCCCUUAGAAGGACCGGGACUCCUGACCUGGUACACAGACGGGAGCAGUUACAUCAUGGGAGGUAAGAGGAUGGCAGGAGCUGCAGUAGUAGAUGAUGACCGAAUUGUGUGGGCCAGCGGACUCCCAACGGGCACUUCUGCGCAGCGGGCAGAGCUCGUCGCCCUGGCUCAGGCUUUAAAGAUGGCAGAAGGUAUACCCAGAAGCCACAUGUAUUAAGAGCUUCCAGUAUACACCCGAGGAUCUCGCUCGAAUGGACAAGCUGGGGUUCCAAAAAUCCUCACCCCUUGGAACAUAUGAGUCAGGAGAUGGGAAAAAUAUUCUGCCCCAGAAAGAGGCAGGAGAAUACUUAAAGCAACUACAUCAGUUGACGCACUUGGGGGCCAAGAACCUAAAAACCCUGGCUCGAAACUCCCCUUAUCACAUCAUUGGUUUGGGAGAAAUGGCAGACGAGGUGGUGAGAAAUUGCGUUCCUUGCCAAUUGGUAAAUGUGAAUAAACGUCAAGUAAUAUGUGGAAAAAGGCUUCACGGAGAUCGACCGGGAGCUUACUGGGAAGUUGACUUCACUGAAAUUAAGCCUGCUAAGUAUGGACAUAAGUACCUCCUAGUCUUCUUGGAUACCUUUUCAGGAUGGGCAGAAGCUUUCCCUACCAAGACCAAGACGGCUCAGACGGUGUCCAAGAAGAUUCUUGAAGAGAUAUUUCCUAGGUUCGGAAUUCCAAAGGUAAUCGGCUCCGACAAUGGUCCUGCCUUUGUUGCCCAGGUAAGUCAGGGAUUGGCCAAGAUUCUGGGGACAGAUUGGAAAUUGCAUCGUGCAUACAGGCCCCAGAGCUCAGGACAGGUAGAAAGGAUGAAUAGAACUCUAAAAGAGACCUUGACUAAAUUAUCCAUAGAGACUGGUUUAUGUGAUUGGUUAGUCCUCCUUCCCUCCACUUUAUUUAGAGUUAGAAACAACCCCGGUCGUUUUGGACUAACACCCUUUGAGAUAAUGUUUGGAGCCCCGGCUCCACUCAAAUUGGUUCACCUCAAUACAUCCCCUGAAUGUGUAACUAAUAAGUUUCUGCUUGAAAGGUUAUGGGCCCUAGAAGUUGUGCAGAGAGAAGUGUGGGCCUCCAUCCGGGAAGCCUGUCGGCCAGAGGACUUCUCAAUACCUCAUCAGUUCCAGGUGGGAGACUCUGUCUACGUGAGACGACACCAAACGGGAAAUCUUGGGCCCCAGUGGAAAGGACCCUUCAUUGUCCUCCUGACUACUCCCACAGCCGUGAAAGUGGAUGGCAUCUCCUCCUGGGUACACGCUUCACAUCUGAAGAAAGCGCCCCAGCCGGACCCGGAUUGGCGAGUAACUCGGACGGAUAACCCCCUUAAACUUCGUUUGUGUAAAAAGAACUAUGUUAUUGAUUAUUCUGAUGCUUCUGCUACCCCCAACCCACCAGAACCCUAACCCCCAUGAACCCAGGUUGUUGACAUGGCAGGUCUACUCCCAGACAGGAGAGGCAGUAUGGUCUGUUUCUAAGGUGGCCCCCCUUAAAACCUGGUGGCCGUCCCUGCACCCCGAUAUCUGCGCCUUAGUUGCUGGAGUAGAGGACUGGGAUAUACCCGAGCUUAGCUG